This is a messenger RNA of Pieris macdunnoughi, 3696 nucleotides long. The record is from the annotation of a GenBank genome assembly. NCBI's taxonomy places the organism in Eukaryota, Metazoa, Arthropoda, Insecta, Lepidoptera, Pieridae.
AUGAAGAUCGAAACACGGACCACGAGAACCAUGAGUAUAGACAGUGAUAACCGCUCGGACAGAAGCGAUGAAGAGGAUUGCCGAAGAGCUCGCAAGAGGGCAGCUUCGUCUUCACCAUCGCCCAUGCCUCUAGAUAAGAGGACAGCGCGCUUUGAAUGCCCAAAAUGCGUUCAACGCUUUGAUUCCCUGAACGCCUUUGACAUCCACCGAUUCACCGCUCAUGGCGACGAAGCUAAGACGAACUAUGAUGAGUAUAGCUUUGGCGAUUUUGCUAAUAAAAAGUUCUCCGAUAUUAAUAGAAACAUUGGUGAACGCAAUCUGUAUAGAUGCGAAUUUUGCUCCAGAGAUUUCCCUUGUUUACAAGUUUUGGAUAUACAUCGAAAAACAUGCUUGUCUACCAGAAUCCCCAGUCCAGAGAGAGACCGUCGGGAGGACUUUUUUGCUAAAUUAGAUCUAAGAAAUAGAUCCUUUGGUAUUCCUGGAACCUUAACACCGCCUAUGGAGAGAUUUACUCCUAAGUUCGAAGACGCACAUUUAGCCAAUGGCAUUAGACACAUUGAUGCUGCAAGGGAUUUGGCUGAUAUUCAAUCCAUAUUAAAUGUCACAUCUGCAAGUAGUCUUUUAGAAAGAUUAACAGGAACAAGAGUGGCGUUGGAGAGCUCUGUACUCACUCCCCCAGAUACCGCAUCAAAAGAACGGGAACCAGAAGAAACUCAAGAUAAUUUUGCCGCUGAGUUCAGGCGUAUGAAACUUCGAGGAGAAUUUCCUUGUCGCUUAUGUCCUGCUAAGUUUCCAAAUCUUAGAGCCUUGAAGGGUCAUAACAGAGUUCACUUAAGCGGAACUGGUCCUGGUCCUUAUCAGUGCAAUAUGUGUCCUCAUGCGUCUCUCGAUAAAGCAGCUUUAGUACGCCAUAUGCGGACACAUAACGGUGACAGACCAUAUGAAUGUGCCGUCUGUAACUAUGCCUUCACAACUAAAGCAAAUUGUGAAAGACACCUGCGAAACCGCCAUGCCAAGGUUACACGCGAAGACGUGAAGCGGUCUAUCAUAUACCACCCUUCAGAAGAUCCAAAUAAUGACGAAGUUAAUUCGAAGCUUGCACGUGAAGAAGUGAAAAGGUCUCUUGCAUUCCAUACACCUGAUAUUGAAAGGCGCACCGACUCCACAGGUCGUGAUACUCCUUUAACGCACUACUCUCCAACAUUUAUCGCUGACAGGCACCCGGUGACUUCAUUAGUAAAAUCUCUGCCUGAAACACCAACGCUAACACCUAGAGAAUGCGAUCAAACAUUGCCAAGAAUUAAAGUGAAAGGUAUCGGUCAACUGACACAAAUACCGGAAUUCAGAACACCUGAUGUUACAUUUAAGGCUAACGAAAUACAAUCAGAAAUUUACAAUGAAGAAACUCCUGUUGACUUGAGUACAAGUGACAACAACAGUUGCGAUGUCCUUGACCUAAGCAAGAAGAAACGAGAUGCUGAUGACGACGAGCCUAAAGUUCAACCGCGGCCUUCGUUUGAUUCCACGGCUGCGGCCACUGCUGCUGCCUUUGAGAAGACAAGGUUCCUUUUGGCUCAGCAAAGACUCUUUGAAACCGCUCUACCGAAGUUAGAUCCAGCCUACUAUGCCUCGCAGAUCUCUCAAUUAUACGCUGGUGCAGUACCCGGCUUGCCUGGACUGCCUUUGCCACCAUCAUUCCCUUUAAACCCUUAUUUUCUUCAAUCUUCUAUCUUUCCCAACCCAACUGAUUCACAAGAACUUGCCGAAAUAAAACAGCGUAUUCAAAAAGAGAUAAUUCGUGGCUUAAGCAUGUCUGGCGGAAGACUCGUUUCGACGGAGCAAGAAAUUCAGCCUAAACAAGAGCCAGAGGAAGAAGACCAGAAGCCUUUGCAACUGUCCACAACGCCUACACCCCCUCCCCACCCUGAAUCUCCGCAACAUAACAGUGUGCCACAAAAUGAUCCCGUUAAAAUGGUUAUAAAGAAUGGCAUUCUAAUGCCUAAGCAAAAACAACGUAGAUACCGCACUGAACGCCCAUUCUCAUGCUCACAGUGCUCCGCUCGCUUCACAUUGCGCUCAAACAUGGAACGUCACGUCAAACAACAACAUCCGCAACACUGGAGUGUAAGACGGCCAACGCCGAGAGCGCCACCACCGUAUCCUGGUUCUGAAAAUCUAGCUGAUCGCGUGAAGUACGCCCUUUUGGCUAGACACCUUGAAAGACCAACACAACUAGACCGCUCCCCCAUAAGAAGAGACUCCGACGAAGUUGCUGAUAACGAAGAAGACGAGGAGGACGCUUUAGUUAUUGAUGAGGAACCGGAUGAUAAGUCAGAUGAACAUUCCGCUGCGCAUCGUGCUGCCGCUGAAAUACUAAUGGCGACGCGGCAGCAAGAAAUUAACAAAGAUUUCGAUCUUAAAAUAGCUGGAAGCCUUAUUAACAAGCCCUUACCUAUACCUUCGGAGAAAACAGAUGGUAUCCCGUCAAGUCAAGAUGUGGCAGUAGUUCCAACGCGUUCUGAUGAAGAAGAGGAUGAAGAAGGUCUGGUUGCUUCUACCAGUGAGGGCAAUAACUCUGGAAGCGAUGAAAACAAAUCGGAGUCCGACACAAACCUGCCACCAAAGAAAAAAUCAGCCUACAGUCUCGCGCCAAACCGAGUCUCUUGUCCCUACUGCCAUCGCAAAUUCCCCUGGUCAUCUUCCCUCCGUCGACACGUCCUCACCCACACGGGCCAAAAGCCGUUCAAAUGUCCCCACUGUCCUCUCCUCUUCACAACUAAAUCCAACUGCGAUCGGCACUUAUUGCGAAAACACGGAGGCUCGGCUAAGGCUAUUUUGGCGGAACCAAUUCCUGUCACACUCCCAACGCCGAAUGACACCAGAGCAGUGCCCGAAAGACCAUUCAAAUGUGCCACCUGUCCUACCAGCACAUUUUCCUCCAUGGAGACGUUGAAGAAGCAUAUGUCUUCACGCCAUGGUAGCGGAGAAUCGCCUCCAUCGCUAUUGCCAGAGGAAGAAUCGGAUGUCGGGCUGGUAUUCAAAUGCCACCUGUGUGAAGCUGCUUUUGGUGAUCGGAAUGGGGCUUUGGGGCAUCUGUCAUCGAACCACACGGUGGAGUACGAGCAGUUGGUGUCAAAGGGUGCCUUAGAUGCGGCCAGCGAUAGAAGCGAAAGCGCUGAUGAUGAUGAUAGGGGAAAGUUUCCAGACCAUGCCAACAGAAAGGUGGUAUGCGCAUUCUGCGUGCGUCGUUUCUGGUCUGCUGAGGAUUUGCGCAGACAUAUGCGCACACACUCCGGGGAACGACCUUUCGCCUGCGACCUCUGCAGGCGCCGCUUCACCCUCAAGCACAGCAUGCUGCGUCACCGCAAGAAGCAUCGCGAAGAGGCGACCGAUGACGAAGAGACCACCCCACCUGAUACACCGAUCGAUGCCUCUAAUGGUUACCGUUACCAAGACGACGAUGGCUCCGGAAACGAGAUCCCAAACAACGUAAACAACAACAACUCACCCCCUUCCCUGCCCUACGAUAAGAAAAUCAAACUGGACAUGUCCCGGAAGUACUCCUCCGAGGAAAACGAAGGCGAAAACGGGAGCGACCUCAUCGGUAAGCUUCUGGGCAUUCCGGACAAGACCAUCAUCAAUAAACUUCUCUCAUCCGCCGACGAAGCUGCAAAAUUCCUGGGAGUCAACAAAUGA